AUUGGCACAAAUCGCUGUAUGCCACACUCAUCAGUCAUCUCUGCCGGCCUGCGCAGACCUGCUCAGGUGCACCAGCGGUGUGGAGCAGGGAACCGCCGGAGGCCGGUGAUGUAGAUUCAGAUUAACUAUCUGCAAGCAAGGAUCGCAUUCGGUAGACGAACAUCAAACACCACAUGCGUCCCCGCCUGCAUCCAAGUCGGUCCUUUCCACGCGUCGGCCCGAUCGCCUUCAUCGCCUGGCGUCGAUAUUUGGCGUAGGUGCGGCAGGCGUGCGGACUCGAGAAAGGGCAGCUAGCUCUCUUUCAUACUCCACUGGCUGCUUACGUGAUCCGAUCAUUGUCCAUCCGCUCGGACGCUGAUUCACGAUUGCUCAUCCAAUCGACAUCGAGUGCCGCCAACAGUCCGACAUGCGGACCGGCAUCAGAAUCGCCGACGGAAGGCUGAAGAAGGCGUUGCCGCAUGCCCUCUUCUCCGAUGUGCAGAACAAUGACUCAGCAGGCCAACACCCACUCCAGAGUGCUUGCACGAACAUAGGGGACUCGCCAUGCAGAUCACCAGCGUUUGAGAUGGCGCGCUCCGAGUCAAGCUGAAUAGUCGCCCAGUCGCCCGAUCAACGUGCCCGCAUAGAAGAGGAAACAUGCGUGAGCGUCAGUGUACGUCUAAUGCGGAGGUGGUGGCGCAAGCUAUCAAUGCAAACAGAGUUCCAUGGAUAAUGAUUCAAAGUACUUCUACAUAAAGAGCGAUCUUGAAUGGUGGCGCAUAUUGUGUCACUCUUAGCAAUGCGUCCAACUUGCCCUCGAUCAAUCUUUGGCGUCACGCAGUUACGAGUGCCAAUACUUCACGACCAACGGAGCUGCCGGUCAGCCGUAUCGUGAGCGGAAUCUGCCUUUCAUCCUGCCUCGUCAGGGCUCCCAAAAAGGGACACAUUCAAACGUUCGUAUCUUUAGACGGUCCUCGACAGAUCUGCUGGCCAGUCCUCUGUUGAGCUUCGAAAAGAUGUUGUUCGCUCAACUUUUUGCCGUUUUUCUUUGCGUCACAUCCGCCUUCGCAUUCGAUUUACGUACUCCGUCUCUUCAGCGUCGCGGCCUUUCGGGAAGCUCAUUCGUCGCAGCGCUCGAGGAUUUCGCUGGAACGAGACGAGUCGCGCAGGCUGCUGAGAGUUCGAGUCCCAGCAUUGCACGACUCGGCUCUUUUGGUCAUCCAAAGGGUCAUGGCUCUGCGCCGACGAGUCCGCAAUUUGGUCACGAAUUCAGCGAGCAUGACCAGCAUUUGCUUUCGUCAUUUCUUCACAGUCCUCAGCGGAGUGGCAGCCAUGUUGCCAGCCACACCCCGCCGUCGUCACCAAUACAACAACUCACCGCGGAAGACCAAGAAUUUCUUCGCUCGGUCCUUCAUCCCGAAAGUCCCAGUCCGAGCCGUCAUGGCACCAGUGGAAAAGGCGACAGCCAUGAAACGGGCGCCUCUGCGAGUUCCGCCCACAGUGAACCUUCCGUCUCGACGAGCCUGCCCCCGGAAACGUCGACGGCGCUCCUUGAACAUCAUUGGUCUGAGGAGGAUGCGAAUCUCAUACAUUCUCUUUUACACAGUUCUUCUCGAAGCCCGAGCCCGGCGCGCGCCAACCCUAGAAGGCAGCCUGCAAGUGGGCAUGCUGAACCGUCGACCACGCCAAGCAUUUUGAGGGAGUUUCCCAAAGGAUUGCCCCGCGGCAAGCUCGACAAGUCUGACCCGUCAUUUUGGACGCUUCCGAAGGAUCGUACAGUCAGCAUAAGUACAGCUUACAAUCGUCUAAGAGACGGUCGUGCACGGGGGAUGUCCGCAGACGUGUUG
Molecule: messenger RNA, 1826 nt
Organism: Ceraceosorus bombacis
Lineage: Eukaryota; Fungi; Basidiomycota; Exobasidiomycetes; Ceraceosorales; Ceraceosoraceae
Source: the annotation of a GenBank genome assembly